Molecule: messenger RNA, 2619 nt
Organism: Tachyglossus aculeatus (Australian echidna)
Lineage: Eukaryota; Metazoa; Chordata; Mammalia; Monotremata; Tachyglossidae
Gene: EIF4E3
Product: eukaryotic translation initiation factor 4E family member 3
Biological process (GO): translational initiation
Cellular component (GO): eukaryotic translation initiation factor 4F complex
Molecular function (GO): RNA 7-methylguanosine cap binding; translation initiation factor activity
Source: RefSeq, a predicted model, not a curated record
UCUGGCUGCGCCAGAGUUCUCCUCGCGCGCCCGUGCUCGGGGAGAAAAUGGCGCUUUCUCCGGCCGACGAGCCGGCUCUGCUCAGCCCAUCCGAGACCUCCGCGUGCCAGGACCCGCCAGACCAGGCCGAAGACGAAGAGUCGCUCCGAAUCCGGCACCUCCCGAAACUGCGAUCGGAGCCAGGCGGCAUCCCGCUCCAAACUUCCUGGACCUUCUGGCUUGACAGAUCUCUUCCUGGCACCACAGCAGCUGAAUGUGCGUCAAACUUGAAAAAAAUAUAUACAGUAAAAACAGUUCAGGUAAGACCAACAGAAGAUUUCCUUUCCCCUAGCGGAAUCACACUGAAAUGUGAAGCUCCUCCAGUCAACUUCAGAAGAAGCUUCUCCUGCAAGAUGUUCUGGAGUGUGUACAAUAAUAUUCCUCCUGUGCCCAACUUGCCUCUGAGAUGCAGUUACCAUUUAAUGAGGGAAGAGAGACGACCACUUUGGGAAGAGGAAAGUAACGCAAAAGGUGGAGUAUGGAAAAUGAAAGUCCCUAAAGAAAGUACGGCUGCAGUUUGGAAAGAGUUGUUGUUAGCAACUAUCGGGGAACAGUUUACUGAUUGUUCUGCAGCAGGUGAUGAAGUAAUAGGUGUUAGUGUCAGCGUUCGUGAUCGGGAAGAUGUCGUUCAAGUUUGGAAUGCUAAUGCAUCUUUAGCAAAUGAAGCAACAAUUUUACAAAAAAUCUAUAAGCUCCUGCCACACACAUCUUUUAAAGCCGUAUUUUAUAAACCCCAUGAAGAACAUCAUGCUUUUGAAGGUGGACGUGGAAAACAUUAAUUGCAGUCUGUACAGAAUUCUUUAUCCUUUGUUGAUUAGUUGAGGAAAUGGGCUAAUCAGGAAGCGCAGCAGAGAGAAGACUUGCUGGUCAUUUUACAUUUGUUUUCAAUCCUAUCAGAUUUGGCAAUUAAUGCUCAGAGUUGCAGGUGGCUAGGGGAGUUGUGUUGAUUUCUGACAUGACUACUUGUUUUUGGCUUUCUAAAUUAACUGUUCUUUGCAUUCUGAAAUGUUUUGCCCUUCUUAUUUUUAUUCAAUGUAAUUAUUGUUUCAUGUAGUUCCCUUUCACUGAAAGACAAGAGUUUUGGUUUCUUUAGCUGUACUGUACCUAGUAAAAUGCGAAUAUGCCCAGCCUUGAUAAUGCUGCUUCUUUUAGACCUGCUGUACAUAGCAAAUAAUAGCUUGGUGAAUUGUGUAUUUUGAGUAUUUGUUGUGAUACAUUCCUACCAUAAUAAGAGAUUUACUCACUGUCUUUGUCCCAGGAAAAAGAAAAAUUGCACUGUGUUGUAAUUUACGAAGGUAAUCUGAAAUUGCACUGACAACUGCACUGACAACUGUACACACGUACUGUUCGUUUCCUUUUGUUAACAAAAGAAAUAUUUGAUUGUAUAAUGUGAAAGCUCUUAAAGUUGUGAACACAUUUCAAUAUUUGGAUUUGCUUUAAUUUGCAGUACUAUAUCCUCCUGUGGAAGUAUUUUUAACCAACAUUUCAUUUUAGUCCUUUCAAAACAAUGCUCAUUUAGAAUGGUAGGAAGGAUUUAUCUUAAUCAGAAAACUAGAAACCUCUUCAUUUAAGGGGUGGUGAUAAUUUAAUUGUUUUGACUUGUUUGCUUUCUUGAUUUUAUGUUUGAAGUCAAUUCUCACAUCUUUUAUGAGGUGGAGCCUCAGUUCUAGCUCAUGUUAUGUGUAAUUUCCAGUUAUCGACAGUAUCUUCAGUGAAGUGGUUUUUUUUUUUUCCCCUGGGGGGGUGGGGGGUGGAGUGCAUAGUUUUUAUUUCAUUUAGCAACAAAUGAAAUUUUCAUUUGUGUGUGAAUGUGAAUACUUACAAAGUUGACUUUGAGUGCAUUUUUUGUAUAUUAAACAUUAGAAUUGUUGAAAUAUUUUAGUAUAGUACCAAAGAAUAUUGAUUUUAAUUUUGUUAAAAGGAAGCUGCAAAGUAGAAGUGAAUGUACACCCACUGAACCUGAUCGUUUUCAUUUGGAAAUAGUUCUAAUUGCACUGAUUUCCAUAUUUUAGUUUCACAAAUCUCUGCCUGUACUUACCUGGAAAAAGCAUAAGAAUUUCCUUCUGCUUUUGAAGCUGUUUCUUCCUGCCACUUUGUUUCUGUGGUGAUAGCAGCAGCCAAAAAAGAAUACAUAUUUAUAAAUCAGAAGAAAGGACAGUGUACUCAGCACUACAGUCUUGCCCAAAAUUUUUAACUUCUGCAAAUUUUUAACAGUGCAAACAUAGAUUUAAAAAUAGUUAUCAGAAUAACACAGGUUUAUAAAGCUUUCCACCUAGCAUUUUCUAGAUCUCCAGAUGUAUUUAUAUUAAAAGUUGUGCAUUUCACUUAUAAAUAAAAAUCAUGUUUCUAGAAUGGACUUGCUUCUGCAGUUUCUUACUGAAGUUAAAUGUUAAUGAUCCUGAUUCCUAAAACCAGGAUGCAUCUUAGUAAAAAUAAACUAGUAUCCUCUUUGGUUUGUAGCUUUCAUCACAAAAAUUCUGAAAAUACUCUGGGUAUAGAUAAUACUCAUUAUUUUUAAAAGAUGGGUUUUUUUUCUGAUUAAAUAGGAACAAGGGGCCUGGGUGGCUUUAUCUUAGUAUU